CCCAGGAACCUGCAUGAGGGACGCCUCCUCACCCUCCGUCUCUGCGGACCGGGCGUCCACACCCCUCAUGCUGUGAGACAUGGGGGGCAUUGGGGGCACCGGACUGAGCAAAGGGGACCACUCUGUUUUCCCAACAGCCCAGUGGAAUGGCGCUCUCCUGGGUCCUCCAAGCCAUAUCGAAAGAACUGGAAAAUCCAGUUAACCAGCCUCUCCCCCAUCUCCCCCCACACACCUGUGCUGAGUGGGGAGUAGAAGGCAGGCCAGGUAAGGAGAGGCCAGGGGCUUCAGACGUUGCUCCUGUCCAUCCGAGAAGCAAGAAGCGAGGUGGCCACAAUGGCAACUGGGCUGCCCCUCGUCCUCCUCCUGACCCUCCUCGGCAGCUCACAGGGAACAGGGCCGGGAAUGACUUUGCGACUGAAGCUGAAGGAAACCUUUCUAGCAGAUUCUUCCUAUGACUCCAGCUUCUUGGAACUGCUUGAGAAGCUCUGCCUCCUCCUCCACCUUCCAUCAGGGACCAACGUCACCCUUCAUCAGGCAGGAUCCCUACACCACGUCACCUGCCGAGUCUGAGAACAGUCGAAGCCUGUGCCCCUCUCCGCCAGGCCUUCUGUCCCCAGGCUGCAGAGGGAAUGCACUGGCCUUGCCUUCCAGCAUGUUCUCACACUGCUGAGUGGUAGUAAAUAUGCUGAAUUCAAUGA
Messenger RNA from Sus scrofa (pig), 698 nucleotides. RefSeq names its product surfactant associated 2 (gene SFTA2). Lineage: Eukaryota; Metazoa; Chordata; Mammalia; Artiodactyla; Suidae. The record is from RefSeq and is a predicted model, not a curated record.